Sinocyclocheilus rhinocerous is the source of this 1257-nucleotide messenger RNA. RefSeq names its product THO complex subunit 4-like. The coding region runs from base 152 to 976 and encodes 274 amino acids. The transcript is spliced from 6 exons. Lineage: Eukaryota; Metazoa; Chordata; Actinopteri; Cypriniformes; Cyprinidae. The record is from RefSeq and is a predicted model, not a curated record. Gene Ontology annotation, molecular function: mRNA binding. Gene Ontology annotation, cellular component: nucleus. Gene Ontology annotation, biological process: mRNA export from nucleus.
CCGACGUGCGUCGUGAGAGUUCCCGCUAUAAAUAUGGCGCCGGCGGUUGCUCGUCGUUUCCGCUUUUGUUUGUGAGCGAGCGGUAGCGCUUCAUACGAGCUGGGUUUGUUUUUAGUUAACGGCAGUGUUUAGCGUUAACAAAGGCCAGACGAUGGCAGACAAGAUGGAUAUGUCCUUAGACGAUAUCAUCAAGCAAAACAGGCAGCGCGGGGGAGGCGGGCGCGGCGGGAGAGGAGGCCGCGGAGGCACAGGCGGCGGCCGCGGUGCUGGCGCCGGCGGGCGGCUCGGAAAUACAGGCGGAGGCUUUGGAGGCCGCGGCGGGGGAUCGGGCCCCAUGAGGAACCGCCAGAACCUGAGCCGCGGAAGAAGCAGACCUACGCCGUACAGCAGGCCCAAGCAGCUCCCAGACAAGUGGCAGCAUGACCUGUUUGACAACGGCUACAGUGCGAACGCUGGAGGAGGAGGCGGCGGCGGCGGUGGUGGAGCGGGCGUGGAAACCGGAGGAAAGCUCCUCGUGUCCAACCUUGACUUCGGCGUGUCCGAUGCAGACAUUCAGGAACUCUUCGCCGAAUUUGGCAGUUUGAAGAAAGCAGCAGUACAUUACGACCGGUCAGGACGCAGCCUCGGCACUGCAGAUGUGCACUUUGAGAGGAAAGCAGACGCCAUGAAAGCCAUGAAGCAGUACAACGGUGUUCCCCUUGAUGGUCGCCCAAUGAACAUUCAGCUUGUUACAUCACAGAUUGACGCACAGAGGCGGACUCCGAUGCAGGGUCUAAAUCGCGGCGGUGGCGGCAUGAACAGAAACAGAAUUGGGGGCUUUGGUGUGCAGAAAGGUCGCGGGGGACGUGGCGGUGGAGGGGCCAGAGGUCGGGGACGAGGCAGUCGAGGCGGCGGCGGCGGCAGCAAACAGCAGCUCUCUGCCGAAGAACUGGACGCCCAGCUAGACGCCUAUAAUGCCAGGAUGGAUACCAGCUAAAUACCAACAUGUCAAGCUGCAUUCCCUGCUGUUCCAGCAUCGUUGUAAUAGCUUUGAACAUGUCGGCUGUUUUACACUUGCGUCUUCAGAAGUGAUUUAAAUUUGUGUACCGAUCUUUUUCUCCUUUUAAAGUGCUCGUGUUUUUUACCUACUUUGUUUUUAUUUUCGUUUUCCUUUUUGAGAAAAAACCUGGUUGAACUGUAGGAUUUAAGGGAUGGGCUAAUCUUAACCAUCCUUGUGUAGGUCAUUGAAAUAAAAACCUGCAGUAUUUAGUAACCACA